This is a messenger RNA of Tympanuchus pallidicinctus (lesser prairie-chicken), 1479 nucleotides long. RefSeq lists its product as uncharacterized. The record is from RefSeq and is a predicted model, not a curated record. The coding region runs from base 40 to 1101 and encodes 353 amino acids. Lineage: Eukaryota; Metazoa; Chordata; Aves; Galliformes; Phasianidae. The transcript has 2 exons.
AUCGCGUCCCCAUCGUGUCCCCAUCCUUCCAUCCCUGUGAUGUCCCCAUCCUCCUGCCCCAUUGCAUCCCCAUCAUGUCCCCAUCGUGUCCCCAUCUUCUGUCCCUGUCCUUCCAUCUCAGUGGUGUCCCCAUCCUCAUGUCCCCAUUAUGUCUCCAGCCCCACUGUGUCCCCAUCUUCUGUCGCUGUCCUUUCAUCCAUGUCAUGUCCCCAUCUUCCUGCCCCAUUACAUCCCCGUCCCCAUUGCGUCCCCAUCCCCAUCAUGUCCCCAUUGUGUCCCCAUCAUGUCUCCAUCCCCAUCUUCUGUCCCCGUCCUUCCAUCCCUGUGAUGUCCCCAUCUUCCUGCCCCAUGGCAUCCACAUCCCCUUCAUGUCCCCAUCAUGUCCCCGUCCCCAUCGUGUCCCCGUCUUCUGUCCCUGUCUUUCCAUCCAUGUGGUGUCCCCAUCUUGCUGCCCCACAGCAUCCCCGUCCCCAUCGUCCCCACUGUGUCCCCAUCUUCUGUCCCUGUCCUUCCAUUCCUGUGGUGUCCCCAUCUUCCUGCCCCAUUGCAUCCCCGUCCCCAUUGCGUCCCCAUCCCCAUCAUGUCCCCAUCGUGUCCCCAUCAUGUCUCCAUCCCCAUCUUCUGUCCCCAUCCUUCCAUCCCUGUGGUGUCCCCAUCUUCCUGCCCCAUUGCAUCCCCAUCAUGUCCCCAUCGUAUUCCCAUCUUCUGUCCCUGUCCUUCCAUCCCUGUAGUGUCCCCAUCUUCCUGCCCCACUGCGUCCCCGUCCCCAUCAUGUCCCCAUCGUGUCCCCAUCUCCAUUGUGUCCCCAUCUUCUGUCCCCGUCCUUCCAUCCCUGUGAUGUCCUCAUCUUCCUGCCCCAUGGCAUCCACAUCCCCUUCAUGUCCCCAUCAUGUCCCCGUCCCCAUCGUGUCCCCGUCUUCUGUCCCUGUCUUUCCAUCCAUGUGGUGUCCCCAUCUUGCUGCCCCACAGCAUCCCCGUCCCCAUCGUGUCCCCAUCGUGUCCCCAUCGUGUCCCCAUCGUGUCCCCAUCGUGUCCCCAUCGUGUCCCCAUCGUGUCCCCAUCGUGUCCCCAUCGUCUCUCCCCAUCCUUCCAUCCCUGUGAUGUCCCCAUCCUCCUGCCCCAUUGCAUCCCCAUCAUGUCCCCAUCGUGUCCCCAUCUUCUGUCCCUGUUCUCCCAUCUCAGUGGUGUCCCCAUCCUCAUGUCCCCAUCAUGUCUCCAGCCCCACUGUGUCCCCAUCUUCUGUCCCUGUCCUUCCAUCCCUGUGGUGUCCCCAUCUUCCUGCCCCAUUGCAUCCCCGUCCCCAUUGCGUCCCCAUCCCCAUCAUGUCCCCAUCAUGUCUCCAUCCCCAUCUUCUGUCCCUUUCCUUCCAUCCCUGUAGUGUCCCCAUCCUCCUGCCCCAUUGCAUCCCCAUCCCCAUCAUGUCCCCAUCCCCAUCAUGUGUCCCCGUCUUCUGUCCCUUUCCUUCCAUCCAUGUGGUGU